Messenger RNA from Amborella trichopoda, 1684 nucleotides. RefSeq names its product S-adenosylmethionine synthase 3. Gene Ontology annotation, biological process: S-adenosylmethionine biosynthetic process. Gene Ontology annotation, molecular function: ATP binding; methionine adenosyltransferase activity. The record is from RefSeq and is a predicted model, not a curated record. NCBI's taxonomy places the organism in Eukaryota, Viridiplantae, Streptophyta, Magnoliopsida, Amborellales, Amborellaceae.
UUUCUCUGCGCCCCUCGUCUCUUUAUCUUCUUUGCUCUCUUUAAUCUCAGAGUUUGUACUCCCCUUGAUCUCAGCGGUUUCGUUUCUUCCAGAGAAGCAGACAAUGGAGACCUUCUUGUUCACCUCUGAGUCUGUGAACGAGGGCCACCCCGACAAGCUCUGCGACCAGGUCUCCGAUGCCAUCCUUGAUGCCUGCCUCAAGCAGGACCCCGAGUCCAAGGUGGCUUGCGAGACAUGCACUAAGACCAACAUGGUGAUGGUCUUUGGUGAGAUCACCACUAAGGCCAAAGUUGACUACGAGAAAAUUGUUCGGGACACUUGCCGCGCCAUCGGCUUCACCUCUGCCGAUGUUGGUCUUGAUGCAGACCGCUGCAAUGUCCUUGUGAACAUUGAGCAACAGAGUCCUGAUAUUGCACAAGGCGUUCAUGGUCAUUUGACCAAGAAGCCUGAGGAGAUUGGAGCUGGUGAUCAGGGUCACAUGUUUGGCUAUGCCACUGAUGAGACGCCGGAGCUUAUGCCAUUGACUCACGUGCUUGCAACAAAGUUGGGGGCCAAGCUCACUGAGGUGCGAAAGAAUGGGACAUGCCCAUGGCUCCGACCUGAUGGCAAGACCCAGGUGACAGUGGAGUACCGUAACGACGGGGGCGCCAUGGUCCCACUUCGUGUGCACACGGUCCUCAUCUCAACUCAGCACGACGAGACUGUAACCAAUGACCAGAUUGCGGCCGACCUCAAGGAGCAUGUGAUCAAGCCCGUCAUACCAUCCAAGUACCUUGACAAGGACACCAUCUUCCACCUGAACCCGUCUGGGCGCUUUGUCAUCGGAGGGCCCCAUGGUGAUGCAGGCCUCACGGGCCGCAAGAUCAUCAUCGAUACCUAUGGAGGAUGGGGGGCCCAUGGUGGAGGGGCCUUUUCAGGGAAGGACCCUACCAAGGUGGAUAGGAGUGGGGCCUACAUCGUGAGGCAGGCAGCCAAGAGUGUGGUGGCGAGUGGAUUAGCGAGGCGAUGUAUCGUUCAGGUGUCUUAUGCCAUUGGAGUACCAGAGCCUUUGUCUGUUUUUGUGGACACUUACAAGACAGGGAGUACCCCUGAUAGGGAAAUAUUGGCAUUGAUUAAGGAGAAUUUUGAUUUUAGGCCUGGGAUGAUGGCCAUUAAUUUGGACUUGAAGAGGGGUGGGAAUUUCAGGUUUCAAAAGACAGCAGCAUAUGGGCAUUUUGGACGCGAUGAUCCCGACUUCACUUGGGAGACUGUUAAGGUCCUCAAGGUGGACAAGAAGGCCUAAAUUCAUCCCUUGAGCAAGAAGAAGCAUUAUUCAGUGUCUUGUUUUCUCUUGUUUGCCUAGCUUUGUUUUUGUCGGUCAGUAUCUAUUUGUUUCUUUUGGGGUUUUUCCCCUCUUUUUCUUAGGGGAGGGGAGUUGUUGAAGGAGAGGAUUAGGGAGCAAAGGAAAUCAUUGGUUCCACGGUCAAAUUCAUAUUAAGCUUAGCUUUUGAGGAAUAUGACAUGGUAUUUUUUUUGGCUUCUAUUCUAAUUUGUUUCGUUCCAGUUCAUUAAGCUGAGGAGCUUCUAUUCUAAAUUGUUUCCUUCUGGUUUAUUAGGCGGAGGAAUAUGACAUACUAUUUUUUGGCUUCUAUUCUAAAUUGCUACCUUCCGGUUGUUUAUUAGGCUGGGAGGGGGGUUCUGUUUU